CUCUAUACUUCUCGUUGUCUAAUGUUUUGCGUUCGUGGGAUAGGUGCAUGUUCAUACCGCCUUGCGGUUGGCAUGUUUUAGCUUCGCAAACUAGGCAAUAGGACCAUCACGAAUAAUUAGCUAGCCAUGGAGCUGUUUACAUUAGCUCUAACGUACUUUGCUGCAACUGCGUUCUUUAUAUUCAUCCUACUCUUCGGCGAAUCGCCAUUCUUUAAGAACACACCGGUAGCAACGCUUCACUGGCUCGUGACUUCUGGACUAUGUAACAGCUUUGACUGGCUCGUGGAGCGGGUGUGCGGGCAGCGCGGCGUGCGGGCGGUGGAGGGCGCCUACUCGGUGUGCUGCGACCGACCCAACCCCGCACUGCAGAUCGCCUACCUCGUGAUGGUGCUGGGUGGGUUCGCCAUGUACUGGGUGCACCUGCUCCGCCUGCUGCCCAACCCCUGGGUGGACGAGGGACACAUCCUCUCCGGCAGCGCUGCCGUGCUGACCAGCCUGGCCCUGUUCGUGGCGGCCAGCGCCUCCGACCCGGGCACCGUCACCCGCCACCCCGCCCACCUGGCCGCCUGGGGCGCGCUGUACCCGCUGGAUGGCGCGCUGUUCCCGCCCAAGCACUGCCCCACAUGCGACCUGCCACGACCCGCGCGGUCGAAACACUGCAGGGUGUGCAACAGGUGUGUCGCGCGGCACGACCACCACUGCCAGUGGAUCAACAAUUGCGUGGGGUUCGCCAACCUGCGGCUCUUCCUCGCCUUCCUGGUCGCCAACCUCGCCAUGUGCCUGUACGGCGCGGUGCUGGCGGGCCUCAUCCUGGGCGGCGAGAUGCAGGCGCGCGGGCUGCUGGCGGUGCAGCUGGUCAACUACCGCACCGGGCAGGUGCUGCCGCUGUGGAGGGUGCCCAGCAAGCUGCUGGAGUGGGUGGUGUACUACUACCCCCUGGGCGCCGCCCUCGCCCUCUUCCUGCUGGUUGCCGCCGCCCUGAUGGCCACCUUCCUGGCCUACCAGCUCUACCUGCUGGCGGAGGGGCGCACGCAGUACGAGGUGUUCAAGGCGAGGGAGCUGCACCACUGCCUGCUGGAGCGGGCGGAGGCGGCACAGGUGGAG
Molecule: messenger RNA, 1104 nt
Organism: Astrephomene gubernaculifera
Lineage: Eukaryota; Viridiplantae; Chlorophyta; Chlorophyceae; Chlamydomonadales; Astrephomenaceae
Source: the annotation of a GenBank genome assembly